AUGCUUUCGUGUGCGACGCGGCCACUCAAUUGUGGCCUCAGCGCCUCGUUACGCCCAAAAAGUGGCCUCUACUCAGCGAAUACAUUAGCAAAUGCUGUCAAGAAUCAGAACAGCGAGACCGCAGUGGCUCAAGUGGCCGCGGAGGUGAUGCUCUACAAUGAAGGGAAUAAAAGUUGGGUUUCCCCGCACGGACUUCCCGAGGGUCGUGCCUCGUGUGUUCAAAUUCUUCACCACAUUCAGCAGCAAACUUUUCGCAUCAUCGCCACGAGACAAGAGGAUGGAGCGAUUCUGAUGAAUUGUCGGAUACACGCACGCUUCAAAUAUCACCCGGCUCGUGCCACUUUUCAUCAAUGGAGAGACGAGAAUCGACAGGUCUAUGGCCUGAAUUUCGCUUCCGAGCAAGACGCGCAAACGUUUCAACAACGAAUGGAAUGGACAGUGGAUUUGCUGAAAAAUAUGCAGCAACAAACGAUGAACAACGGGGAAUAUCAUGUGCCUGAUGCCGUUUAUCAGGAUCCAAAUCAGCCGCCCCUAUCCAUUCAUCACAAUGUCUCGGCUCCAUCAUUUCUCCAUCAAAACUCAUCAGGCAUCCCCCCGCAAUAUCAACACGAGCAACAAGAUCCAAUGAAUUAUCGCAAAGCCUCUCAACCACCACAAACACAUCCAAUGUUGAUGACUCACAAUCAAUCUUCCCAUCAACAACCGAAUGCUCUCUCAGCGAUCAAUCGACGAGCCUCACAAGGCAGCAGCAUCAGCAGUCAAAACAGUCAGAACACGAUGAUGCCCAAUCCUUACAAUGCACAGACCUCAGUGGCCUCUCCAUCUCGAGCCCCAGCCCCAGCUCCUCCUCCUCCACCACCCGCUCCACCAGCUCCACCCGUUGCCGCUCCUCCACCCGCCCCACCACCGCCUCCACCAAUUGCAACUGGCGCUCCCGCUCCUCCUCCACCCCCGCCUCCGCCACCACCAAUCGCCUCAGCAGGUGGCGGGCUUGCCGCUGAAAUUGCUCGAGGCAUUACCCUGAAAAAGACGACACCAAAAGAAUCAAAUGGAGUGGGAAAUGUGGCGAAUCCGCAAAAAGAGAUGAGAAGUCAGAGUUUGACCGAAGAGAAACAAGCAGCUUCAAGUGGAGGAGGUGGUAACAUGAUGGCUGAGUUGAUGCAAACGCUGAACAAACGGAAAAACACGAAAGCGCAGAGUGAUUCGCAAGACAACAAAAGCAAUAUAUCGAAUGGUUCUGCUGAUUCGGGCACCUCAUCAUCAUCGGAUAUCCGCCCACCGCCUCCAAUCAGCAAUGUACCCGUGAAGAAAUGGGAACCCGUUAAGACAAACGGUGCAACCACAAAUGGAAAUUCCACAACCACGGCUAUUGAGAGCCCGAAAGCGCACAGAAAACUCCCCUCAACUUCAUCGAUUUCCACAUUGGAUGGCACACAAAACGGGAAUCCGACGCUGACCCCCGAAUUCCUCGAGCGUUUCCGCGCCGAUCUGAUGCUCGAGGUUCGAGAGGAGAUCUCUCGAGCGAAACAAGAAAUAAUCGAUGUGAUUCGACAAGAAUUGCAAAGAAGA
Messenger RNA from Mesorhabditis belari, 1569 nucleotides. The record is from the annotation of a GenBank genome assembly. NCBI's taxonomy places the organism in Eukaryota, Metazoa, Nematoda, Chromadorea, Rhabditida, Rhabditidae.